AUGAACUCUACAACUACAGAAACUGGUAACAUCAAAUCAUUAGGCUACAAUGAUGCAAUAAUUAUUUUAAUUUCAAUUCUUGGUUUGGUGCUAUUUGUUAAUAAAAAGAAGAAAGUUGAACCAAAUUAUAAAGUUGCAGAUAGACCAUUUGGAUAUUGGAAACCAGAUCAUACAUUCAAAACGCCAACACCAAAAGAAUUUCCAAAUUGGGAUUUUAACAAAACAAAACCAUUACCUUAUAGAGCAUUUAAACAUAAAUAUCAUGUUACAAUGGGAAUUAGACCAAUGGAUUGGAAUUCAUGGAUUGAAUUAGAUAAUGAAUGGAAAUAUUAUCAUGAUUUAAAAAUGAAAAGGUUGGAAGAACAAGGUGAUGAUUUAUAUGCAACAUCUGAUAAAGCGAAAAAUGCAAGUUGUGAAUUAUUACAUGAACUAUGCAGUUAUUUACCAGCUAGAUAUCCCAAUUUAUUCAAAUUUGAAAAUAAUAUAAUAACAAUUAUUCCAAUCAAUGAAUCUUAUAACUUGAAUGAUGACAAUUUAAAUCCAAUUACAACUUCAGCUAAAUUAAUUCAAGACGAUAUUGCAAUCAUGGUUGAAAAUGAUGAUGAUGGAGCGUAUUCAUUAGAAAGUGGUUGUAUUUGUUUAGCUGGAUUUUGGAGAUUAAAAGAUAAAUUUAAAAUGAAAUUAGAUGAAAUUCAUAAAUCUGGUGAUGUACCACAAUAUGAAACAAAAUUAAAAUCAGGAAUGAAUAAAUUUUUUAAAAGAUUAACUGUAAAUUCACCUGUAAUACGUAAUAAUUAUUUUAUUCAAACUGACGAACAUUUACAUUGGUCAAAAUCAAUUGGAUCAGAGCAUGAAAAAAAUAUUGGUUGGUAUACUGCUCCCGAAGCAAAAGAUAUAAAUCAAUUAUAUUUCAGAAGUGAAAGACAAAGUUUAAGAAGAUUACCUAUUAGUGGAGCUGUUGUAUUUACAAUUCGAACUUAUUUUUUACCAGUGACAAAGUUAUGUGAAGAACCUUAUAUACCAAGAAGAUUAUUAAAUGGUAUUGAAAGUUGGAGUGAUGAUGUUGAAGAAUAUAAAGGUUAUCAUAAAUUUAAACAAGUUUUAUUACCUUAUUUAGAACAAAAGGCAAAAGAACAGGAAUUAAAAGGAUUAGAUCCAUUAGAAGAACCAAGUGUAUAUCCAUUUUAA
Insectozyma verbasci is the source of this 1188-nucleotide messenger RNA. Lineage: Eukaryota; Fungi; Ascomycota; Pichiomycetes; Serinales; Debaryomycetaceae. The record is from the annotation of a GenBank genome assembly.